Messenger RNA from Acanthaster planci (crown-of-thorns starfish), 8057 nucleotides. RefSeq names its product general transcription factor 3C polypeptide 1-like. NCBI's taxonomy places the organism in Eukaryota, Metazoa, Echinodermata, Asteroidea, Valvatida, Acanthasteridae. Gene Ontology annotation, cellular component: transcription factor TFIIIC complex. The record is from RefSeq and is a predicted model, not a curated record. Gene Ontology annotation, molecular function: DNA binding. Gene Ontology annotation, biological process: transcription initiation at RNA polymerase III promoter; 5S class rRNA transcription by RNA polymerase III.
ACAUGAGAAGUGAUCUGGAAGAAGUCUGGGAGCCAGACCAAAUGCUGCGGUUCCUUGAACAAGUGGUGGCGCCCUGUGAUGCUAAAAAGGUAUUCAAACAGUCUUUCUGAUUAUGGGACAACUCUGAAAUUCAACAGUAGCAAUGUCAUAUCUUCAUGAUAUUUGCCUUGAUGAGAUUGCUCUUGAAGGACUAGAUGGAAUCACGCUGGCCUGCUUAUGGUGUCGCUUAGACCAGCGUCUUCCCAAAUUCCCCUUGGCUCUCGACCCAAAAAGCAAGCAGUUUCUCUGGAAAGGCAUCAUUGCAAGCCAAGAUGUAGCAUUUUACCAUCUCCCAAUACCAAGGGAUCUACCUGCAUUCCCUCAUGAGUUUAGGACAAUAGAUGAGACCACAGGGAUUGUCUCUCUUCAGGACAAGGUCUCCAGAAAUGAAUACCCAGCAUGUAUCAUCAAUAACUCAGAGACUGAUGGGAUACAAGGGUCAUGCGCCACUUUUAAUGAGAGAGUUGACAUCAGUGAAGAGGUUAGAGGUCAUGACAGAGGGAAUGUGAUGACCUUGGAGGAGGUGCAAGAAAGAUGGGGAGAUUCCCUUGUUGUGGUAGGCAGUCAAGAGCUACGAUUUGCUGCCUUGGUGGGACCUAAUGGUGACCAAUCAGUAGAGCUGAGUGACACAAAGUAUUGCUUCUUGGAGUACAUCGGCAGACAACGCCAUCAUAGUGUUGAUCAACUAGACUUUGCUCGAUUAUUCAAUCUGACUGCUGCAUCUAUACAUGGCUAUCGGAAAGAGUUAAUCAAGAGGCAAUUCGUUGACAAGAGAAUUGUCUUGUGUGAUAUUUCCAAGAAAGCUAAGAACUCCAUCUUUCUGACACUUCAGCGAUUUAGUCACCUGGCCAGCCGCAGUAACAUGAGUCUCCCUCACCUUAUUGGCAACAGCAUCACACAAUUCCUGGAUGAGCAACCCGAGAAGACAGCUGGCUUUGAGCUGAUCGAAGAGAGACUUGCCAAGAAACUGCCAUAUUUGGUGUCAAAAAAAUCCUGGAUGGGGGCCUUGAAGAAGACAUACCGGCUGCUGCGUGACAUGAAGAUUAUCCAAGUAGUCCAUGAUAACAAUACUGAGAUGGAGUCUUUGAAACUCUUGAAGAAGUUGAAUGAUGAGGAAGAUGAUGUUGCUGAGGAUGAGUCUAGCAGUAACUAUGAUCCAACGACUUGUUGUUUAGUGGCAGAGCUGCCUCUCGGGGUCCAAGUCUACAAUUUGAUUGACAGAAUGCAACACCGACCACAGGGUGUUAGCUGUGAUGACUUGACCAAAUUUCUUCACUUAGAUAGUCGCUUCCUCCAACGCCUGUUAGACAGGAGCCUCUUGAAGUCAAACCUGAUUACAUACAAGCUGUGCGAUGAGGGAAGACAGCUAAUACGAAAAUUCCAAACUGUAAACCAAGUUGUAGAAUCAACUCCAAAGAAAGAAGCACACACUGACACUCAGAUUGUAGCAUCAACAUCAGACACCACAGCAUCCUUAAGCAAGCAGACUUCUGAGAGAUAUAUGAAGAGGCGACAGAAGAUUCUAGAGAUGAUACGUAAAAACAGGGCUCAAGAGGGCUGUUUUGGUAUGCUGAGGGAGAUUCGAAAGGAAGAGAAACAAGAGGGGCGAACCACGAAGUGUGAUAGACGAUCAGUCUUAAGGAUUGUUGAACGGCUAGAAAAGGAGGGAUUAUGCCAGACCUUUUCAACAGUUGUCAUGUCAGCUGAUGGGCCUAUGUCUAGAUCGGUCAAUUUUGUCCUUGAUGCCAAUGUAGAGCAGAACGACCCCAAAGUACUUCACAUUACUCAGCAGAUCAAGUUCCGCAUGGCUAAUUCCAAGGCUCAUUGUCCUGAACCUCAUCAAUUGAAGAACAAGAGAAGGAAAAAAAGACGGAUCGGUGGAUCAAACAAAGUUAAACAAGGCAAGCCUAAGAAGAAAAAGCAGAGAGUGACGUUUGCCAAUAAACGAAUCACCGCAUACAAGACCUUGGCACAGCCCAGUGAUGGAGAGACAAAGCAGGUACCACGAUUACGCAACCCAGCUCAGAGUUCCUCAACAGAGAGAAAGAAAAACAGAGAAAAUGACAAGGAUGAUGAGGACAUGGACGUAUCAGAGAGACAGCACACAAAGAAUAGGACUGUUUAUGGCCUCUUGCAAAAAAUGGAGAAGAUAAGGGUUCUACACAGAUUCAUGUGGUAUGUCCUGUAUGGAAUGCCAAGGCAUCAGUCACGAGAGGCCCUUCAGCCAGUGCAAGCAGUUUCAGGAGAUCAAAUUCCGAUUAUCAAACAAGAAUUUGAUGAAAACCAGCAAAAUGAAGCCACUCAGCAACUCGAUAGAACUUUACAUGAAUCAUAUACGGCUACCCAGUCACAGUGUCUUGGCAUAUCCACAAACCAGUCAGGUUUGACUUUACCAGUUGCUAGCCAAUCAGAUGAACUAUCUCAAUCCUUCAACAGUGUAAACAAUCAGACGGAUGUCCUGAUUGGUAGACUGGAUCAUGGUGGUCAGUCGGCCUGUCAAUCACAGAUGUCUGUACAUGCUAUUGACCAAUCAGAGAAGAUGUUUGGUGCUAGCCAUGGAAACUCAAAUCCAUUAGAACCUGUGAUUGGUGAAAAAAAUAGAAGUGUAGAAGCAGAAGAAACUACUGAGCAUAUGAUAGCAGACAGAAGACAAGACACUUCAACCAUUUCAGAAAUGAACAUCCAAACACAUAUUCCUGAGACAGCAAACGUGCAAUCUGCCACGGAUUUACUGGAAUUAAUUGAAUCUGGAAGUCUGCUUGACCAAUACACAACAUCCUCAGCAACCAGACCAGGGUCCAUCUCUGCAUCAAGUGUCAGUAAUAUCAACCAUGACCACUCUCCAAGCACAUCGGGUCAAGACACCCAGACCCUCAUUCCAACCAAUGCUAAGGUGUACCUGGAUGUGAUGGAUUGGCGACGCUUUGUCCAGCCGUUACCUGAGCAUCAGGAUAUUCCUAAAGGCUGGUGCUUUCUAGGGGAUCUACUCAUGUCUAUGCCUCUUGUGACAUUCUGUGAAAUGGUGUCACAAAAAUAUAUGAUUGAGGGUUUAGAGGUCUAUUUAAAGGACCCUCUAUUGAGAUUGCUUCUUGUGAAAGACCUGCCUGGCAACAUCACAAAGAAAUUGCUGGGAGAGAGACGUUAUCUCUAUCGUCUACAGAGUGUUGCAGAUCACAUGUGCGCAUUAGGGCUGGGUGUUUUCUGUGCACGACAGAAUGUGGACAAAGAGAUGAUAAGCAUCUACAUCUGUCGCAAUGUGACUUUGGUAGAUACCACUUCAAGUGAGCGUGGCUCAUACUUUGUUUCAGACAAAUCUUACCCAAGCCAAACGCAUUAUCUGGGAACACUGGAUGAUGUAGAGAAGUUCUGGUUUGAUAUGAAAAUGAUCUGUAUAGAUACCCCUCUAGGUUGUGCUGCUAACACCAAGCUGAAGACUGUCACUGACCUAGCUCGGAAAGUAGACAGUUACUUGGACUUAGUAGAUGAUGGAAGAAUUCCAGGAGAUGGUAUGGGGGCAGGAGGGUUCGAUUCCAAACUAUUGUGCCAUUUGAAGCGAAACUGGACAGUUGACACAAUCAAUGCCGAUUACAUGACCAAACAGAGAUACCAGAAUCGAUUUGAAAGGACCACUAACAAAGCAACAGAGAGAUUACGUAAUCCUCUGAAGCCUAAGACAGUCUUGCUGACCUCAAGAACAGGUGCAAAAGAAAAUGUGGUUGUGAAGACCAGAUCGGUGGAUGUUGAUGAGCACAAGGCGGAGACAGUUGGUGGAAAAGGACAGAAGCGUAAGAGAUCGUCUGCACCAAAGGUGGAAUCGGAAGCAAAGAUUGCUCGUAAGAAACGUAGGGAAGAGAAGAAGAAAGUCAAAGAGGAGAAAAAACUACAACAGAAGCAAAAACGAGCUGUGGGCAUCAUCACACGCAAGGUGUUCACUUGGAGUCCAGCGGAGGAUAGUCUGCUACUCCUGUGUAAAGUUGCCUCAGCACUUCUCAACAGAGACAAGGCCAUUACCAGCUUCAUCUCCUGGGAGACGGUGCAACAGGUGUUUUCCAAGAAAGUUCCUAAUGCUAUUAAUCUGGAAAUGAAGGAUGCAGGAGUGCUCGCUAAACGAUCUACUCGUCUCAUGCACCACCCAGAGUUCCGCAUGAACUUCCGUGUGUGCCUAGGGGAGGUCAAAGAAGACAAGGCCUUUUUGGAUAGUAUCAAACCACGACCAGACAGGUGUUUUCAAACUGUUGCUGAGGAAUAUGAAGAGCUCCUUGACCGACUCCAGGCAAAAUUCACGUUUGUGGAUGGGUUCAACAACAUUCUACCUGAUGACAUCCCCAGUCUCCAUAGCAACUAUUCUGUAGUGCCCAUGGCUCAAAUGGAUUCCACCAACAAGGUGUUCUUCAAAGAUGAGAAUGCCACUGACUUGAGGAGACUUACGUUGCAUACCAUAUUAAUGAUCACACUGAAUACCCAGUCUUGUAGUGACUACAAUGCAAGAUUGGUCUUUAAUCUGUUUAAUCAAUAUGAUGAGAGCUUGCUACAUGAUGUCUUUCUCUUCUGUAGAACACAGGGCGUUGUCAGUCGUAACAAAGCAGCCAAGCGAAGGUUUGCUGGUUGCCUGCCUGUGAAGCAUCAUCUAUCCCCUACAUACUUCAAGCUCUUCAAGAAGAGUAUGCCACAGGAACUACCAAGUGAAGCCACUAACUGCUAUCGGAAGUUACAGAAAUCAGCUCCCAAAGAAGAUGUAUCUUUCCCCAAUGUCACCUGCGGAGCCUGUGCAUGUCAGAUAUUCCUGAUAUCAACAGACCAGGUUAAUUGCAAAAUCAUCAUACCCAAGAAAGUAAUUGUCUUGGACAGUACUCUGAUUGACCAGACCUUUCUACAAAAGAGUGGACUGCUGAAGAAAGAUGGAGACUCCUCAGACUCUGACAGUGACUCUGAAGAUGACACAGACGAUGAGGAGGAUGAAGAAGAGGAACAAGAUGGAGACGAGAGGACAGACAUUCAGGUGGAUGUGAAAAGGGUUGUUGAUCGUACUUCCCAGGGAAUAGGAGUGAGAGACAGUGGACAGAGUGUUGUAGGAGUCAGAUUUGAAGAUGAAGAUGAUAAAGACAAGACUUCUAUAAUGGCUGAACCAAUGGGAGAUCAGUCGCUUGUGGUUAAUCUUGGAAAUUCUGCAAUCAGCAACACAGAUGAUGAAAAUGUCAUGGAUAAACUGAAUGAACUUGCUGAGGGUGUAUCGAGCACAAAUGUGGAUCAACAGCCAUCUGAUACGACAGAAAGCCAGAUGCCUUCAUUCCAGCAAUCUGUCAGAGACAUGGACCACUGCUACUUUCAGACCAUUAACCAACCUGCCGUGAGUUGCUCAGGAGAUCGGGAAGUUUGUCGUGAGGAUACUUUACCACCCUGUGAAAGCACUUUGAGUGGAGCUGGGGAUGCUUCAAGUAUUGCCAGCCAAGAAGCAAAGAGUUCUGAUUUACAACCAACUGCACAAGCUGCUAUCAUUCAAAAGAAAACCGUCAGUACAUCCUUUAGUCAUCAGGAGGUUGCAAGUCUGGAUAAGGUUAACCUCAAACCUCAGCUACGUAAUGCUACAAUGAAGUGCCUCACAGCCUCACAGAGUUCUUUCACCAAGUGGAUGAUUGUUCAAGGCCUGUAUGCUCCAGGGGUCUGUGGACGGAGAAUCUCUGCACUCCAGGACAACAUCGCUUUAAAUGCCUUCAACAUAAAGCUUCACAUGAAAGAAACAAACCCUGUAUGUCGUGGUGAAGCUCAUCAAGAAUUCCGCCCCUGUGCAAGUCUCCUAGAGUACCUGCUCAGACCUUGUGAAAAAAUUGUGCAAAUGGAGCCUUUCUGUAAGUCAUCAGAUUUCUCUCAAGAAGCUUCCUACCUUGACGAGUUGUGCAAAGGCAAGGUUAUCAAACAGGAAAUGGCCAGUUCUCAAGAACUUACAAAGAGAUUCAUUGAGAACGGCCUGGAUAUGACUUCAACAUCUGUCGUCAUCCAAAUUUAUGAAAAGAUCACAGAAGCUGGGUUCCAUGGAAUGGUCGUGGAGGAAGUGAAAAGGAUUGUGGGAAGGAUAACAGCGGGAAGCACUGUCGAAAUACCUUUGGAGAAAUGCAUCACUAUGUUACUCGAACAGCAUAUGAUAGUGGAAGUGGGUGCCAAUGAUCUCCGCUUAGUUGCUACAAAACAUGCUUCGCUGUGGAUGGUCCAUUCACAGAAACUUGUCAACCGUAUCCAAUGUGCUGAUUCCAGCUCUCACACAAAGAGACCAUGUCUUGACAAACCUUCAGAUAUUGGUACAGAUGCACCUUCAAGUAGUAGCAUGGUAGAAAAGGAGAUAAGGAAUAUUGAGACUGUUGAUUUAACUGAGGAUCCAUUUGAGAAUAUCUCAAAGUCUGGACCAGGUCAAAGGUUAAGUCCUGUGUCUGGGUCAAGUCAAGCAGCUGAAGUCAUUCCACAGGAUGACAACUGCGGUCAAGGGUCACAGGUCAAAGGUGAUCAGGAGGUCACAAUUAUACAGUCCCCUGAAAAUGUAACUGAAGAGAUUGAAGAGGUUGUAGAGGACGGCAUAGCAGCAGUAAAGCAAGGAUCAGAUGGUACUCAGGUAGCAACUUCAGCAGGUGGACACCCAUCAACUGAUUCUGAUCCUAGUAGAGCAACCAAGAGGAAGUUUGCCAAGGUCUUUGAGGGCAUCUAUGAGCCUGUUGAGUUUGUCCCGUACCCGUGGCUGAAGAUGGAUGGUGAGGUAAAUCAGCCAGAGCUAGUUCGAAUAAUUAAAGGUAUCGUCCUCCAAAUCUUGUCGGAGCCAGGCAUCAAGGAAUUGGAGAUAGUCUACCGAUUCAAGGAUGUUUUCAGGAAGGUUCACAUGCUCAAGCUCCUUCAGAUAAUGUCAGAUCUGGGCCUAAUCACUAGGCACUGUGUAACCCUUCCCAAGCCAAAGCUAUUUGGUACUGCUGAGACAAGGCCCCAGCCCAAAGUCUACUUCUACCAACCCACCAUCAACUGUUUGGUGAAAAUGGGAGCCUUGUUUGGUGAUCAAGAAUAAAAAAGAACUGAAGAUAACAAGGGACAUUGAGAUUUACAAAAUACAUGCAUAACAGUGAGCCAUUGCAAUAUUCCAGCAGCACAUUCCCAAAAAUAAGCGUGUCCAAGGUCAUUUGGCAACAGCAAUAUGUAUACACAAGGUCUGUCCUAUGAGCGCUGUCAUGGAUUGACACACACCCGUGCUUUGUCCUUGAAGGCCAUUGACCUUUGAAAUACAUGUAUCAAACUGGCUCAUUGUAGGUUAAGGGUUUAGAAGCCAACAUCAAGGCAUUUAAUGUUAACUGCUGUGAUUUAAAAUGUCACAUCCUUCCAAGAGAUUGAUUUGCACCCUUUCACCUGAAAGAGAUUAUGUAAUUAACAAUGAAAGUGGGACCUCUUGUUUUUUAGAACUUAAUAUGAUGUACUUUAUUUUGAUGUUAUCAAGAAAUGUGUCUUGUGGAACUGUCUCCUAAAUGCGACUGUUCCUGUCCUUUUUGGAAUACUUGAUUUGGAUUAUAGCGCCUUUCCAGUGAGAAGCAUUAUUGUGAGUAUGCAGGUGCCUGGCAGAUCAAUGGUCUAACAUUAAAACACUUGAAGUUUUCAGGGCUGUUGUCAGUGGGAAAUGUGUACAUUUUAAAGAGCAUUGAUGUUCCUAACAAGUGUUUUCCAAGUAUAACUGUUCCAGGCUUUUUGAAUUAAAACUGCUUAAUGAUCUUAUUUGACUUCAUAAAUUCUGUCUCUUGCAUCUGGAAUUUAAAUUACUAUGAGCAUUAAAUAAAUCAAGGUAAUUUUUGGAAAGUAUUUUACUUAUUGACUUGCAAAGAUUUCCGUCUAACAAGUGGAUUUAUUCAUUUCUCCUUUUCAGUAAGGGUAAAUGUUUCAGUUUGCCUAUGAAUAAACUGGUUUAGAACAUUAAAAUAUCCCAUCCCAGUGAUAAUAUUGCAUCAAAAAUAUAUUAGGAAUAAACUUCAUUUGUAUAUUUGUGUACAGUAAAGAAA